CAUCUACAAAACCAUCCAAAAUAUGUGAAGAUGGCAUUUUAAAUAAUAAAAUAAUAGCAUAACACCAUUAAAAUAAGCAAUUAAGAACUACUACUACUACUACUCCUACUACUUUAUUCACAAUUCCCACACGGCGCUGUUUACGAUCGGUCAUCCGUUCACCAGACGUUGAAAAAAGACAUGACGUCUAGCUACAUGCAUGCAACCCUCCAAGAACGGCGGCUAUGUACUAAUUAUGUAUUUUCUAUAUCAACUGUGGCUGCGUCUUUCAAAUAAAUGUUGUAAUUGAGUGUGAACAGUGACCCAUAGGAGCCCACAGACCCACACACGCUCCGGUAAGGCGAUAAUGAUCAUGCGUCCUUUGAAUAGCUGCAUUAGCUGCAUACACUGGAUGACUGAAUGCUCCCUCUAAUUGCAGACUGUUAUGAUGUUGUCCUUGGAGCAAUCUGUACAAGGUAUGGCAUUGGCGAGCUCAUUUCUUACCCAGAGUCACUUCCAGUUCCCACGUCCACCCGGCCAUUGUCUGGAUACACUCUACUGUACAUAUUCACAUUUCUUUUUUUAGUUUGUUUAUUUAUGCUUCUGCAUUCAGCAUACUGAUGCAUUCAAAGUCUGUUCUUAGGUAUGUGACCUGAGCGUGUCGAAUAAAUUUCAAAUGUGGACAUAAAACAAUCUUUUUUUGUUUUUAAUCCACACGACCGUUCCUAAAAUACAAUUAAACGGGAAAACAGCAAAAAUGGAAAACACAGCAGUAAUUUUACAAGAAUAAAGUCAUAAUACUGUAGUACAGGGGGAAAAAAGUCACUAUGAGUCGUUUUUAGGACGAAUUCUUCUUCUUUUUUUGGAAGAAUUCAGUUAAAAUAUUCAAGAAAAAAGAACAAAUGUUCCAAAGUCAUAACAUUAUGGGAACCAAAACAAAAAAAUUACAUUGCAAAUUUUGGAAAAUUAGGUUGGGAAAAAGUUAUAGUGUUAUGACAAUAAAAAUGUAAAUGUUGAAAUAUUUGAAAAAAAAACCCCAACAAAAAUGGAUAAGCAAGCAAAAAAAAGUGUGAUUUAAGGAGAAAAAGUUCUUACUCAUAACGCGCUUUUUCGCAUAUAAUCACAAAGCUGAGAUGCAGGCUUUUUAAAAUUGUGUACGAACGCCGUUACAGGCCAAGCCUGCCCUUUAAGAAGAACUGCAUUGUGGGAAGUUGAGUGUCUAUCUCUUCUCUCUCGUCUGUCUGCACCGCCCAUUGUUUUCUGCUUCCUGAUUGAUUGAUUAAUUGAUUGGCUGUAGACCACUGUCAAUCAAUCUCCUUCAUGCUGUCCUGCCAUGUCUCCUGUGUCAUCGCUAGCUUGAUUGCUCGCUAGCUUGUAAAUGAAUCUUCGUCUGCAGCGAUAUGUUUUAACAAGAAUACAAAAACGCUACAGUCCAGCAAAACGACGCCAGGACGAAAAGGCACGGCCGCAGGAGCGGUUUAUAUAGGAAACAAUAUUUCCAAUAUUGUUUCCUAUAUAAACAUAUACUACAUCCAUCUAACUAAAGUCAGCUUCAAGUCAAAUAGCAUAAAAAUAGCUUUUCAGGGUCAUUUAAGUCCUAGAGAUGCAGUGACCACAGCUGCCCAGGGGCCUCCCAAUGUGAUUUUAUCUUUCAUAGGGCCUGACGACGCCCCUGUUAUGUACCCAAACUCACCAGGAGGUGAUCAGAUGUUUACAACAAAGUAUCAGAACUUUUCCUGGACCAGGACAGGCUGCAUGCAUUUGACGUACGCUACAUGUAAAAGGAGCACUGCUUUCCCUCCACUGUGCAGGGUGUAAAACACGACGGAGCCUCCCUACAAAGCGCCAGCAUGGGCCCACCAGGUGGCGGAGGCGCCGUAAUGACGAGGAGAGGAAGCUACGAUGAAGCCGCUGCCUCUCUGCGUCCUCAUUUCCGAAAUAUGGCUCAGAGACGACGCUCUGCCCCAUCGCUGGUUUUCGGGAAGGCUUUGGCCAUGCCGUGGUCUCCAAUCAGGGAGGAAAGCUCCUGCUGGGUGUCAGUGGAGCAGAGCCCUUUCGUCCACGGCCUCACCGGGGAGAACGGAGAGCUGCUGCUGGACGAGUGCGUUCAGGUGACGGAGGGUACGAAAACCAGGAAGACACACCUCUUCCUCUUCAGUGAUGUGCUUGUCUUUGCUAAGCUCAGGUCCGCUUGCAGCUAUCGUGUGAAGCACAGAGUCAACUUGGAGGACGUCUGGCUUCACAGUUUUGAGGAUGACGCCGAGCGGGAGCGUGGAACGGAGCCGGACGCAGACCUGAGGAGGACCCUCGCCUUUGCUUGGGGUGCCACUUUUUGUUUAGUGUGCUUUAGCUCUCCUGAGGUGAAGGAGCGCUGGUUCGAUACCCUGCACAGCAAAAUUAAAGAAGCAAGAGCCAGAGGUGGUUGUGCUUCUUCUCAUCAGGGCGUCCUCAUGAAGGUGUUGGCUGACAUCAAUGCAACUAAAACUCUCAUCGGAAGCAGCAUGGAACAGAUUAUUGACCUUCCACUCGAUGGCGAUGUAAAUAGUCAAGUUCUGUCCAAGCUGUUGAAUAACCAAGAGGACAAGCUGACACAGCUGCAUGAAACUAAGUGGAGCUUGGUGAGGAAGCUGAAGAAGGGCUCUAGUUUCAUCAGCAAAGCGACUCGAUCAGACACCAAGACUCAGAUUUUUGGACAGUCCCUGUGCCAGCUGUGCCCAGAUGACAGCUCGCUUCCUAAACCCAUCACCGAGAUGCUGCUGUUGCUGAGGAAGAGGGGUCCGUCCACGGAGGGAGUGUUUCGUAAGCCGUGCAACAACAAGAACAUGAGGGACAUCAGGGAUAGGCUCAACGGAGGCCUGGAGGUGGACAUGGAGGCUCAGCCUGUCGUUCUGCUGGUUGGGCUGCUCAAAAGCUUUCUAAAAGAACUUCCUGGUAGCCUGCUGGUCUCUGAGCUCUUUGACGAGUGGAUGGCUGCUCUGCAGAGUGAAGACAUCCAGCAGAGAGGACUGGAACUUAGGAGGGUGGUGAACAAGCUCCCGGGGCCCAACAAACUCCUCUUGCAGCACCUCGCCUGCGUACUCCAUCACGUCCUUGAGAGCGCUGACAUCAACAAAAUGGACGCCUACAACCUGGCGGUGUGCAUCGCCCCCACACUGCUGCAGCUGGAGGUCGCCCCCCUUGAUGAGCAGAAGGAAAUGAUGAAAAAGGUCACAGAGCUGACCCAGUUCCUGAUUGAGCACUGUGAAAUCCUUGGAGACAAUAUCCCUCAUCUCUUGGAUACUGAUGAAGACUCCGUGUCCUCCCAGCAUCACGACUCGGCGUACGACAGCACCGAUCCGGACGGAGACGGCGAGGCCGGAAGGAGCGGCUCGUCUCCCUCUCUCAGUCUCAGCAUCACCAUGUCCUCCUGCUCGUCCGACGGCAUCUUCAGUCCCAAGCCUCCUUUCAACCGCCGCUGCUCCGAGCCCAUCAUCCUGCCCUCGGCUGAUGUCGAGAACCUCUGCGGCCAUCCAAGGAGCCGUGAUGACUGCUCUGUGGAGAACUUUGAGAAGCAGCCUUUGAAAAAACAAAUCUCCGAUGAUUCCUUCUGGCGCCGGGGCCAAAGAAGCGACACGUCUGAUUUGUCUUUUUCUAAACUGAAGAGCAGCUCCAACAUGGAGCAGCGAAGCUAUACUGGGAAUCAAAUCAUGGACUCCUCUAGCUCUUCCCUAGAGAGUGCGGCCUCCAACCAGUCCGAGGGUUCUGUGUUCACCAGCUCCCCAGCAGCAUCUCCGCUUUGCUCCAGGAGAGCCACCCAGAGUGGUGUGAGGCCUCCACAGAUUUCUGAUGAGAAGAGACGCUCACAUUCAUUGAGGGCCGCUUGCAAGGUGCUGAUGCGGACCAGGAGCUUAGGAGGCUUCAGCAGGAGCAGCCUGAAGAAGGACCCCCAGAAUGAAAACUCCUUGCCUUGUGAAACGCUCCAGGAGGUGACUCCGGAUGAGCCCAAGCAGCGCCCCCUUUCAGCCAUCAUGGUGUUCAGGCAGGUCGACAGCAGGUUGCCUUGCAGGCCACCGUCCUACGAGCAGGCGGUGCACAACACGCCUCUCCCCCCUCAGUACGGAUCCAUGACUGUAUAUGACGCCAUCGCUCUGGAGAGAAUAUCCCGCCGCGCCUCUGUCAAUUGCUCCAGCUUGUCCAGCUGCUCUGUCAACCACCAUGUUGACACGCAGGAAGAAGGUGUGGAGCAACGUGUGGUCUUCCGCCAGAGGGCCAUGUCCGAGUCUGUGUCCGCUGGGCAUCAGGAGGGGGUGUCACAGAGAUGCAGCCAGCCUGUGUUUGAGGACUUUUCAUAUGCAAAAGAGUCCUACGUUUGACUGACCAUCAAGCGGAGUCUUUGCUAUCGGGCACGGAAAAUCUACAACAAGGGGGACACUUUUCCCUCCCCGGUAACCUACUACAUGGCUGCAAUUUGCUUUGAAUUUGAUCCCCCUCCCCGCUGCCUGAUAAUUGUGCCUCAGCAGGACAUUGUGCCCCCACUGCUACACUGUGUUCAUUCAUUUUGGGGCUAUGACAUAACUCUGGCAGCCUCAUAACAAGAGAAAGUGUGUUUCCAGACUGCAGCAAUUAUAAACUGCUUUCCUGUCUUUGUGCCGCCAUUCAAAGAUGUUCAUGCAGUUCAGUGCCUUGUUACUACUCCCUCUUUCACCUUGAAUUAAUCCCAACUUUGUGCUGCCGUCCAGGUAUCACUUUGUUAGUAGUACUUUUUAGAGUACAAAAUAUGUUUUUGAGAAUUGGUAGAUAUUUGGUCUAUCGAAAUGAAGCUAUUAUACUUUGUGUCGAGUCAAAUGUUCAUUGCAGUGCUGUGCAAAAGUCUUGAGCUGCGGAGUUAUCUUGUUUUAAUUCCUUUUGUCGGCAGUCAUUUUAGUAAAUACAGUGGAACCUCGGUUAGCGUCCAGACGGCCGACUCAAACUGAAACGUACUCUAACCGAAUCCAUUUUUCCCAUGCACACACCCCGAAAAUGUUAACACAAAACACUUUUUUGUACUUUUGCACACAGAAAACAAUUGGAAAUAUACAUACAUGACAAGUAAAAGGGAUAAAUAAACAUUUAAAAUUGCUUGAUUGUUGAUGAAGACGGCGAUGAGGCAUCAAGACCCACACGGACACCACCUUUGUGUUUUGCUACGGGUAAUUUCUUGAAUUCAAUAGUGUUUCUCACCUUCUGUACCAAAAUGAUGGCACUCGCAACUUUCUUUGGCUGGCGCUAUUGUGCGUUAUUUCAAUCGAUCGAUCAAUAAGAAACGCAGAGCCUUGUGGUGUAACUGUGCUAGGUAGCAAAGGACGACAGUCAACCGCUGAUGAUGGGUGACAAUGACUUCCAGUUUCUAUGCCAACAUGCGUAUAACGGGGACGUUUUGCGAUAGGAAUAUGUCAACGCAGCUGGACUCACGCAGUGUAUUAAUAAUACGCCACAUUGUACGCUAACCGGGAAAUGUACAUAAACCGAGGCAACAUUUUUUGCAUAAAUUUUCAACGUAAACAAAAAAAUACGCUAACCAGGGCGUACGCUAACCAAGGUUCCACUGUAGUAGGAAAGAUACAGGCCUUUGCACUGACAAGUGUAUCUUAUUGUCACAUUUUGUGUAUUUUAACGCCAAGGCGUUAAUAGUACUUUACCUUACAUUUCACUGCAUGCACGUGGCGUCUAACAAUGUGGUGUAAGCUAAAUAUUACCACUUUAGUCUUUAUGCUUCUGUUUGGUUGGUAUCGUCUGCUUGUAUUCUAACAACGAGACUGCGAAAUCUAGCAUUGCGGCAACAAAUGUAAUGAUUGCAUGACACUUUUGCUCAAUGCUGUUUGUUUUUGUAAAUCAGCACCUUGACCUUCUUUAUUCCACUACAUGAAAUCACAUUCCUAGUGAAGCUUUCUUUAUUUGUAAGCUGAAAAGUACAAUAAAAUACAUAAACCGUAGGGUUGUCAGAUUUUCUGCUUGAGCAUACGUAGUCUGUUAUGCUUAGUUCGAGCUUCUAUUUUUGUCUGGUUUGCUGGUUAGAUUGUCUGAUUGGUAUUUCUUGGGAUAAAUCUGCGUACUAAAUGUCAUGCCAGCUCAUGUGUGAAAUGCGUGCCUUGAAUCUUUGAAUAACAGUCAAUAUA
Dunckerocampus dactyliophorus (ringed pipefish) is the source of this 6113-nucleotide messenger RNA. RefSeq names its product T cell activation RhoGTPase activating protein b (gene tagapb). Bases 1830 to 4331 code for a protein of 833 amino acids. Gene Ontology annotation, molecular function: GTPase activator activity. NCBI's taxonomy places the organism in Eukaryota, Metazoa, Chordata, Actinopteri, Syngnathiformes, Syngnathidae. The record is from RefSeq and is a predicted model, not a curated record. Gene Ontology annotation, biological process: signal transduction; regulation of Rho protein signal transduction. The transcript has 15 exons.